Molecule: messenger RNA, 1029 nt
Organism: Quercus lobata
Lineage: Eukaryota; Viridiplantae; Streptophyta; Magnoliopsida; Fagales; Fagaceae
Gene: ATPD
Product: F-type H+-transporting ATPase subunit delta
Exons: 1
Coding region: 135-887 (250 amino acids)
Biological process (GO): proton motive force-driven ATP synthesis
Cellular component (GO): membrane
Molecular function (GO): proton-transporting ATP synthase activity, rotational mechanism
Source: RefSeq, a predicted model, not a curated record
UUAAAAGAUAAACCCAUCCUCUCUCUCCACCGUCAAUCAUGUAAAACUCUUUCACAAAUCCCAUCCACCCAUUGCCACCAAAAAAGGCCACACCACCAUUUCUCUCCCAUCACCCUCCCAAAAAAACAACAACAAUGGCCUCUCUCCAACACACUCCAAACUUCCUCCAAUCCACCAAAUCCCCACCGUCCAUUCCAUCUCGAUCGAACCUCAUCCACAACCUCUCCUUCUCCGCCACCUUCCCAUCCCUCAAACUCAAAGCCGCCGUCGUCGCUUCCACCACCAGCACCACCACUAACGGCGGAGCAUCAUCAGCAAAAAUGGCCGCGUCGGCAGCCGCCAGCUACGCUUCGGCGCUAGCCGACGUGGCGAAGUCGAACAACACCCUCGACGCGACGAGCGCCGACGUGGAGAAGAUCGAGAAAAUCUUCGCCAACGAACAGGUCUUCGACUUCUUCGCCAGCCCAGUAAUCGACGUCGAGAAGAAGCGCGAAAUGAUCGACCAGAUCGCGAGCUCGUCGGCCCUCUCGCCGCACACGGCGAACUUCCUCAACAUCUUGGUCGACUCGGGCCGAAUCGACUUGAUCAAGGACAUAGUGUCGGAGUUCGAGGUCGUGUACAACAACCUCACCGACACGCAGCUCGCUGUGGUGAGCUCGGUGGUGAAGUUGGAGUCGCAGCACUUGGCCCAGAUAGCUAAGCAGGUUCAGAAGCUGACUGGGGCUAAGAAUGUGAGGAUUAAGACUGUGAUCGACCCGAGUUUGGUGGCUGGGUUCACCAUUAGAUAUGGGAGUUCUGGGUCUAAGUUGAUUGACAUGAGUGUGAAGAAGCAGCUCGAGGAAAUUGCUGCGCAGCUCGAUCUCGGUGAUAUCAAACUUGGUGUAUGAGUUUUCAAGCUCGAAUUUUUCUGUGUUUUUUUUUUCUUUUUUUUGGGUAGUUAUUAUUGUAUGAAGUGUAAAGGCUUCGGAAUAUUUUGUGCUACUUUUUAAAUUUUGGGGAAAAAAAUUUGUUAUUUGGUUGAUUGUUGAA